AACAACAAGGGUGUUCACACUGAGAGGGACGACGAAAAAAAUUCUAAACAAACAAAAAAACCCCAAGCAAAAUAAGGCCAACACAGAGCCUGAGUCUCCUGAGGCAAAGUUCCUUCUGCAGUGACUGUGAAAGAUCAAUAACUUUGUCAAAACUUGACAAAACAAUUCCAUGUGCAAUAUGAGUCGUCCAAAACGGAAAUUAUCAUCCUCACACGCACCUGCACCUGAACCUGCACCUGCCCCUGCUUCUGCAUCUGCAUCUGAGUCUGCAUCUGCUUCUGCAUCUGCCUCUGCUCCAGAGGCCCCUCCAGACCUGUACAAGCUUAUCCUUGAGAAAGGCCGUUACCCUCCUUUGAUGCAAGAGUCAUCAUGGACUUUGGCAGCUCCAUUCAAGGAACAGUGUCACUACCGGAACCCGAGUGACUCCAUAGCUAAUAACUACACUCCCACUGCACAGGAUUUAAGAUUGAAGGAUUUGGAAAAAGUCCAGUCCGUUUCAAUGACAUCUCUAUCACAGGCUUCACCACCUGCUAGGAAAAAGCGUCGGCGGAGUUCUGAUAGUACUUUGUUAAAGAGUUCGAAUCCCAUUUCACUGAGUGCACCUGCUCAUACACCAGACCUGCAUGUCACAAAUUUUACAGACGACCAGCCACUCACCCCAGAAGAACAAUUUGCUCUCAUGGAUUUACAUGAGAAGGAGAUAAGUAAGCGAGAAAAGCCGCCUUCAGUUAAUGAUAUAGAGCGGUACUGCCACUACAUCUAUAAAGGAGUGCGGGAAGAUAUGCUGGCACCUCAGGAGAAAGAAGUGGUGAAUAGAAUUUUACAACAUAUUCCAACUCACAUUAUCACCAGCCCAGAGCUGCAGAAGGUACUUGCAAAAUUAAAGGARGAGAUUAAGACAGACUAUUGUAUCGGCCUCAUGAAAUCCAUUGUUGAUUAUGUCUUGUUGGAUCCAGCUGAGAGGAAGAGACUGUCCAUUCGAAGAACCCCGCGCCCUUUUCCCCGCAGAAUUGUCUGUGGACCUGUCCCAUGGCACAGCUCUUACAAAGAAACCAAAAGYUGGAAUGAAAGUAAUCUGUUCAUAGUGAAUUCAUUGAUGUCCACUCUGCAAGAGCUCUGGGUUACACAGUACAGCCAGCUGCGGUUUGUUCGCACGGCAGAGGUGCUUUCUGGAGAGCUGCCCCUGCUGCCGGCGGUGCUGGAGGACAUCGUUCAAAGGCACUGUGUGCAAGCUCGUGAAGCCCUGCAGAACAAGUGGAUCCCAACUUGUGCAUCUCUUUUCAUUGACCAGAAAAAGAAAUGGCUUCCUUUUGCUCCUGAAAGCGACUCUGAUUCCUCUGAGAAAGUUGAGAGCUAUUUUAAUUCUGUGGCAAGCCUGAUGUCGUUACAAUUGCGUGAGAUGGUUGUUAACUCCUUAGAAGACCUUCUUGCAUUCUUUAUGAUCCACAAGGAUGGAAACGAUUUUACAGAACCAUAUGAAAGAGUGAAGUUCUUCAUAUCUCAGAUCCUCACAAUCAAACUCCGUGUGGACGAACCCAAUAUUGUCUUUGAGCCACCUUUGAGUGCAUGUUGGGAUUUAAUCAGCAGUUUCUUCAUGGAGAUCCUGCAGAGUGCUGAGGAACUGCCAAAGGUAGAAAAACUUCUAUUUCCAGACUUACAAAGAGAUGAUCUCACGCUUAAUACAGUCAAACCACAUGAAUCAUUGUUUAAAGAGUAUAUAAACAAAGUUGAAAAGAUCUUUGAGAGCAACACACUUGGUCCAAAGAAGUAUUUAAAUGUGUACAAGAAAUACARCAAUCUUUUGAACAACAAUUCGAAGAAGGAGGUCACAAAUUUCUUGGAGAAAAAUCCUUCUUUAGAGGCUUUGACUGAGAAGAUUGACAAGUUCACAGAUCUGAAAAACGAGAUUGCUUCUAUGGAUGUCACUGUUCCUCUGUCCAUGUUCUGUUUGGAUGCUGCACAGCUGAAUGAGGARCUCUGCAGUCGGACCCAGCAUCUGAAAGACACAUUGAUUGAAUUUGAAGUGCUGGAAAACAGAAGGUUAAAUCAAAGAAUUUGUGAUGAUUUUAGCUUCAUUGCAAAGAGAAUGAGUGAGGUGCCUCAGAACACUGAGCAGCUAGUGGAUUAUGAAGCAUUCUUACAGAAAUCCAGUAAAGUAACUGUUGUUAGACUGCAAAAGGAGCUCUUCAAAGCAUCWUGCAGACUGCAAGUUCUCAUGGACUAUGCUGAUCUGUCUGAUGAUGACAUAAACCUGAACGGCGCAAUUUUCCAAUGGCCUGAGGAGAUAAGGCAAAUAUUUGAAAGCAGUAAAGAUAUGUUGUCUGACAAGAGGGUUGAGGUAGAGAAUGCAUUGAUUGAAAGGUGUGCUCAGUUUAGGGAAACUCUUGAAGUUUAUCAUAAAGAGCUACAAAGCUUCAAGAGGCGGGGGGAUAUCGUCACUGCAGAAGAACUGAGGAAGAAUGCUGAGAAACUYGAGGAGUUAAAUAAGAAUAUAGAUAAGGCACUAACAGAAUUUGAGGGUAUCAAUUAUGAACAAGAUUUGCUUGGGCGGGAGAAGACUCAGUUUCCUCUGUUGCAAUCUAUCAUGUCAGCCAAAGAACCCUUUGAGCAGCUUUGGCUAACAGCAUACAGCUUCCAUACCAAAUCUGAGGAAUGGAUGAAUGGAUCUCUUCGGCAGCUGAAUGCUGAUGAAAUCAGUGAUGAAGUUGGGAACAUGUGGAGGACCAUGUACAAGCUGAGUAAGGGUUUCCCAGAUGCUCCUGUGCCCMGGCGCAUGGCAGAGUCCAUCAAAUUCAAGCUGGAUAAAUUCAAGCAGCAUCUCCCUGUCCUGUCUGUUGCCUGCAACCGUGGGAUGAAGGAGAGRCACUGGGAACAGAUUAGUCAAAUUGUAGGAUGCGAGAUCAAACCGGAUGAAAAAACGAGCCUUAAAAACAUAUUGGACUGUGGACUCUCAAAAUUCAUUGAAGAAAUAGAACCUGUUGGAGCAGCUGCAAGUAAGGAGUAUUCCUUGGAGAAAUCAAUAGAGAAAAUGAAAUCGGAGUGGGUCAAUGUGCAGUUUGGCUUGGUGAAGUACAGGGAAAGUGACACCAACAUCCUGUCAGCAGUGGAUGACAUCCAGCUCUUGCUGGAUGAUCACAUUGUGAAGACUCAGACAAUAUGUGGCUCUCCCUUCAUCAAACCAAUAGAAGUGGAAUGCUUGGCUUGGAGAGAUAAGCUSUGUUUAAUGCAAGAUAUUAUAGAUAACUGGUUAAAAUGUCAGGCAACAUGGUUGUAUUUGGAACCAAUUUUUAGUUCAGAAGACAUUAUAGCCCAAAUGCCUGAAGAGGGUAGAAAGUUUAAGAUUGUGGAUUCGUACUGGAAAAACAUUAUGGUAGAAGUGGUGAAAGACACAAAGGUGCUUGUAGCAACUGAACAACCCCAGAUGUUAGARAGACUUCAGGAAGCAAAUAGUCUCUUGGAGGACAUUCAGAAGGGGCUGAAUACUUACUUGGAGACGAAAAGAUUAUUUUUCCCAAGAUUCUUUUUUCUGUCUAAUGAUGAGCUGCUUGAAAUACUGUCUGAAACAAAGGAUCCACUACGAGUACAACCACAUUUGAAGAAGUGUUUUGAAGGAAUUGCUAAACUGGAGUUCACAGAAGAUCUGGAGAUCAUAGGGAUGAUAAGUUCAGAGAACGAAGUUGUUCCUUUCAUCRAUAAAAUCUAUCCAGUGAAAGCAAAUGGCAUGGUAGAAAAAUGGCUUCUGCAAGUAGAAGAGAUGAUGUUGGCCAGUGUAAGACAAGUUCUUCAAGAUGGUUUAAAUGGAUACAGCCAGGUUCCUCGAAAAGAGUGGGUACUSCAGUGGCCUGGACAGGCAGUUAUCUGUGUUUCAUCCAUUUACUGGACAGAAGAAGUGUCUGAGGCUAUAAGGAAAAAUGCUUUACAAGAUUUCUUGGAGAAAAGCAAUCUGCAGAUCAGGGACAUAGUGGAGCUGGUGAGAGGAAAGCUGUCCAGUGGAGCCAGGCUGACCCUGGGAGCUCUCAUUGUCAUCGAUGUGCACGCUCGUGAUGUGGUCUCAAAAUUGGUUGACGACAAAAUCAUAGAUCUGAAUGACUUCCAGUGGAUUUCUCAGCUGAGAUACUACUGGGAGGAGAAUGAUGUAGUGGUACGAAUGAUCACMACAGAAAUGAAAUAUGGUUAUGAGUAUCUGGGCAAUUCCCAGCGUCUGGUUAUAACCCCCCUAACAGAUCGAUGUUACAGGACAUUAAUGGGUGCCUUGAAAUUAAGUCUUGGUGGUGCUCCAGAAGGGCCUGCUGGAACUGGCAAAACAGAAACAACAAAAGAUCUUGCAAAAGCCAUAGCUAAGCAGUGUGUUGUGUUCAAUUGCUCUGAUGGUUUGGAUUACAAAGCAAUGGGCAAGUUCUUCAAGGGGCUGGCACAAGCUGGGGCCUGGGCCUGCUUUGAUGAGUUCAAUAGAAUUGAGGUUGAAGUAUUAUCUGUAGUUGCCCAACAAAUACUUAGCAUCCAGCAAGCGAUUAUUCGCAAACUCAAAAAAUUCAUCUUUGAAGGGACAGAGAUCUCUCUUAAUCCCACRUGUGCUGUGUUUAUUACCAUGAAUCCUGGCUAUGCUGGACGGGCAGAGCUGCCUGAUAAUCUGAAGGCGUUGUUCCGAACAGUUGCCAUGAUGGUYCCAGAUUAUGCCUUGAUUGGGGAAAUUUCACUUUAUUCAAUGGGAUUUCUGGACUCCAAGAGCCUUGCCCAGAAGAUUGUUGCCACGUACCGUUUGUGCUCAGAGCAGUUGUCAUCUCAGCACCACUACGAUUACGGGAUGCGUGCGGUGAAAUCGGUGCUGACAGCAGCAGGGAACCUAAAACUGAAAUACCCAACAGAAAAUGAAAGUGUGCUGUUGCUUCGGGCRUUGCUGGAUGUUAAUUUGGCCAAGUUCUUGUCCCAGGAUGUGCCRUUGUUUCAGGGUAUCAUAUCUGACCUGUUUCCUGGAGUGGUUCUUCCUACACCAGACUAUGGCCUAUUUAUCAAAGCACUAACUGAAAAUAUUGAAAAACUGAAUCUUCAACCAGUUCCAUGGUUCAUUGGAAAAAUUAUUCAGGUCUAUGAAAUGAUGCUGGUGCGCCACGGCUUCAUGAUUGUUGGGGAUCCCAUGAGUGGGAAGAGCAGUUCCUACAAAGUGCUGGCUGGAGCCCUGGCUGAUUUGCAUGCAGCAAACGCCAUGGAUGAAUUUGCUGUUGAAUACAAAGUCAUUAAUCCCAAAGCCAUCACCAUGGGGCAGCUGUAUGGCAGUUUUGAUCCUGUGAGUCACGAGUGGUCAGAUGGAAUUCUUGCCAAGGCCUUCAGGGAACAAGCAUCUUCCACCACRGACGAUCGCAAGUGGAUUAUUUUUGAUGGCCCAGUGGAUGCAGUUUGGAUAGAGAACAUGAACACUGUGCUGGAUGAUAAUAAAAAGUUAUGCUUAAUGAGUGGUGAAAUMAUUCAGAUGAGUUCCAAAAUGAGUUUAAUCUUUGAGCCGGCGGAUUUAGAGGAGGCSUCUCCAGCAACUGUGAGCAGGUGUGGUAUGAUCUACAUGGACCCCCUGCAGUUAGGCUGGAAGCCACUGAAGGAUUCCUACCUGAAAACUCUGCCUGCAAACCUGGAGGAGGAGCACCGAGAGCUGGUCAACAGCUUGUUCAUGUGGCUGGUYGAGCCCUGUUUAGAUUUCAUUAACCAUCAUUGCAAAGUCAUUGURAAAACGUCCUCUAUUCACCUGAGUUACAGCCUGAUGAGACUCUAUAGUUCUCUCCUUGAUGAAAUAAAGGAAGCUGAUGAUGAGGAGGGUGAAACCCUGUCAAAUCAGCAAAUCACCGCAUGGCUGCAGGGCCUUUUCCUUUUUGCUUUGGUGUGGACAAUUGGAGGGAUCAUCGAUGCAGAGAGCAGAAGAAAAUUUGAUCCAUUUUACCGCAACUUGCUGUCAGGAACCAAUGAGGAACACCCACGGCCUAAAAAYGUGAAGCUUACCAAUAACAACCUCUUCCCACAGAAAGGGAGUGUUUAUGACUUCUAUUUUCACAAGUAUGGCCAUGGGCAGUGGAACACGUGGACAGACUACAUCUCAAAGGAAGAGCAAGUUAUCGAUGCAGGGGCCAAGGUAUCUGAGCUGAUCAUUCCCACCACGGAAACUGCCAGACAAAUGUUUUUUCUUAAAACAUAUGUGGAGCAUAAUGUCCCUUUGCUUUUUGUGGGUCCCACUGGCACUGGAAAAACAGCUAUAACAAACAAUUUUCURCUAAAACUUCCAAAGGAAAAAUAUGUCCCAAGUUUCAUCAACUUCUCUGCAAGAACCUCUGCUAACCAAACCCAGGAUAUUAUUAUGUCCAAGCUGGACAGAAGAAAAAAAGGAUUAUUUGGACCUCCUACAGGGAAAGAAGCUAUAAUUUUUGUGGAUGACCUGAACAUGCCUGAGAAGGAGGUGUAUGGAGCUCAGCCAGCCAUUGAGCUGCUCAGGCAGUGGAUCGACCACGGGCACUGGUACGACAGGAAGGAUGCAUCCCAAAUCCAGAUCAUCGAUGUGCUGCUGGUGUCAGCCAUGGGUCCCCCUGGGGGAGGCAGGAAUGACAUCACAGGACGCUUCACACGACACUUGAACAUUGUCUCUAUCUGUUCUUUCACUGAUGACACUUUGAGCAAGAUUUUUACAGCAGUUACUGACUGGCACUUCAGCAAAGGCUUUGAUUCUUCAUUUCUGAGGCUGGGUAAGAUGAUGGUUCAAGCGACAUCAGUGCUUUAUAAAUUGGCAGUUGAUAAUUUUCUCCCAACUCCUUCCAAAUCCCACUAUGUCUUUAAUCUACGGGAUUUUUCCAGGGUUAUUAAAGGAGUUCUGCUCUGUCCACACACUCAUUUGCAAGAUGGAGAUAAACUGAUCAGACUUUGGGUUCAYGAGGUUUACAGAGUUUUCUACGAUCGCUUAGUUGAUGAAGAUGACAAGAAGGUUUUCUUUCAGAUGGUACAAGAGACAACUUUAAAUAACUUCAAGCAGAAGUUUAAUAAGGUCCUGGGCCAUCUCUCACCUUCUGGAACUGUCACUGAUGACAAUAUUCGGGCUCUGUUCUUUGGAGAUUAUUUAAAGCCUGGCAGCACUGUCAGGAUUUAUGAUGAAAUCACAGACUUAAAGCAGCUGACAAACGUGAUGGAAUUCUACCUGGAGGAGUACAACACCAUGAGCAAGGCUCCAAUGUCCUUGGUGAUGUUCCAGUUUGCCAUUGAGCACAUCUCCAGGAUAUGCAGGGUGCUCAAACAGGACAAUGGGCACCUGCUGCUGGUGGGUGUUGGUGGCAGUGGCAGGCAGAGUGCCACCAAGCUUGCCACCUUCAUGAAUUCCUUUGAGCUYUUCCAGAUUGAAAUCACCAAAUCCUAUGGCAUCACAGAAUGGAAGGAUGACAUCAAACAAGUCAUGCUGAAAGCAGGUGUUGGUAACACCAACGUGUCCUUUUUGUUCUGUGAUAACCAAAUAAAGGAUGAAUCCUUUGUGGAAGACAUCAACAUGCUUCUGAAUACUGGUGAUGUGCCUAAUAUCUUUGCAGCAGAUGAGAAGGCUGAAAUUGUUGAGAAAAUGCAAAGUGCAGCAAGGCUGGAGAACAGGAAAAUUGAAGCCACUCCUCUUGCUAUGUACAGUUUCUUUAUUGAAAGGGUGAAGAAAAAUUUGCAUAUUGUCUUAGCCAUGAGUCCUAUUGGAGAUGCAUUUCGGAAUCGAUUACGGAUGUUCCCUUCCCUGAUAAAUUGCUGCACCAUUGAUUGGUUCCAAACCUGGCCUACAGAUGCUUUGGARAUGGUUGCUAACAAGUUUUUAGAAGAUAUUGAGCUCAAGGAUGACGUUAGAAAAGAGGUUGUGUCACUGUGCAAAUAUUUCCAAGAAAGUGUGAGAGAUCUGUCUGUCAGCUACUACGACACCCUGCGCAGACACAACUACGUGACACCAACUUCCUACGUGGAGCUGAUCCUCACCUUCAAGACUCUGCUGAACAGGAAAAGGGAAGAAGUGGACACCAUGAGAACUCGUUAUCUUACGGGRCUUGAAAAGCUUGAAUUUGCAUCUUCACAGGUUGCAUUGAUGCAGAAAGAACUGACAGACCUUCAGCCUGAACUGAUUAAAACUUCUGCAGARACAGAAAAAAUGAUGGUCAAGAUUGAAAAGGAAACAGUGGAAGUCGAUGCAAUAAAGAAAGUGGUGGCAGCAGAUGAAAAGGAGGCCAAUGAUGCAGCUGCUGUGGCCCAGGGGAUUAAGGAUGAAUGUGAAGCUGACCUGGCCGAGGCUCUGCCAGCUCUGGCUGCAGCAGAGGCAGCUCUUGACACCCUGAAUCCCUCUGACAUCACCCUGGUGAAAUCCAUGCAGAAUCCUCCUGGGCCUGUCAAGCUGGUGAUGGAGAGCAUCUGCAUCAUGAGGUCMAUCAAACCUGAGAGGAAGCCUGACCCCAGUGGCAGUGGUAAAAUGGUGGAAGACUUCUGGGGSCCAGCUAAAAAGCUCCUUUCAGAUAUUAAGUUCCUUGACAGAUUGAAGUCAUACGACAAGGAUAAAAUUCCUCCUCCUAUAAUGAAGAGAAUYAGAGAGAAGUUUAUGAACCAUCCAGAUUUCCAGCCAGAGGUGGUGAAAAACGUCUCCUCUGCCUGUGAAGGGCUGUGCAAGUGGGUGAGGGCCAUGGAGGUGUACGACCGCGUCACCAAAGUGGUGGCCCCGAAACGCGAGCGCCUGCAGGAGGCUGAGGGAAUCCUGGAUGUGCAAAUGCAGAAGCUGAGAGUCAAACAAGCAGCACUCAAAGAGGUGAUGGAUCGCCUUCAGGCUYUGAAAGAUGAGUUUGACCAAAUGAAUGAGAGGAAGAGAGAUUUAGAAAAUAACAUUGAGCGCUGCUCGCAAAAGCUGGUGAGAGCUGAGCAGCUGAUCAGYGGGCUGGGUGGAGAGAAGGAGAGGUGGACUGAGGCUGCACGGGUGCUGGGAUUCCAGUACAUUGACCUGGUGGGGGAUGUGUUGUUGUCAUCAGGAACUGUGGCUUAUUUGGGAGCCUUUACUGUGGAUUAUCGCCUGCAGUGUCAACAGCAGUGGCACAGCCUGUGCAAGGAAAAGAACAUUCCCUGCUCCAGUGAUUUCAGCCUCAGUAACACCUUAGGGGACCCAGUCAAAAUCCGAGCGUGGCAGAUUGCUGGCUUGCCAGUUGAUUCUUUCUCCAUUGACAAUGGUAUAAUUGUUUCUAACUCAAGAAGAUGGGCUUUAAUGAUCGAUCCUCAAAGGCAAGCUAACAAGUGGAUAAAAAAUAUGGAGAAAUCYAACAGGCUGUCAGUUAUCAAAUUAUCUGACACACAUUAUGUGAGGACAUUAGAAAGUGCUCUUCAGCUUGGAACUCCAGUCUUGCUAGAAAAUAUUGGUGAAGAGUUAGAUGCUUUCUUAGAACCCAUUUUAUUAAAGCAAACAUUYAAACAACAAGGAGUGGAAUACAUGAAAUUAGGGGAAAAUAUACUUGARUAUUCAAGAGACUUCAGGUUUUACAUGACAACCCACUUAAGAAAUCCUCAUUAUUACCCUGAAGUGGCUGUGAAAGUUUGUCUMCUCAAUUUCAUGAUUACACCUUUGGGUCUCCAGGACCAGCUUCUUGGAAUUGUAGCUGCCAAGGAAAAGCCUGAGCURGAAGAAAAGAAAAACCAACUCAUUGUAGAAAGUGCAGCCAAUAAGAAACAACUAAAGGAAAUAGAAGAUAAAAUCCUGGAGGUCCUUUCCCAUUCAGAAGGAAACAUCUUAGAGGAUGAAACAGCAAUUAAUAUUUUGUCUUCAUCCAAAGAAUUAUCUGCAGAAAUUUCUGAAAAGCAAAAAAUUGCCUCUGUAACUGAGCAGGAAAUAGAUUCCACUCGAAUGGGAUAUAAGCCAGUUGCUGUUCAUUCCUCUGUUGUGUUCUUCUGCAUCUCUGAUCUGGCAAACAUUGAACCCAUGUACCAGUAUUCCUUGAUUUGGUUCAUUAACYUGUACGUUCAAUCUAUUGCUAAAAGCAAAAAGAGUGGACGUCUGGAGCAGAGAAUUACCAACAUAACAGAGCAUUUCACAGUGAGCAUCUACAACAAUGUGUGUCGUUCAUUGUUUGAGAAGGACAAGCUGCUCUUCUCCUUCCUCCUGACCGUGGGCAUCAUGAAGGGCAAAGGGCAGAUUGACGACGCCGUUUGGCGUUUCCUGCUGACAGGAGGGGUGGCUUUGGACAAUCCUCACCCCAAUCCUGCUCCAGACUGGCUCUCUAACAAAUCAUGGGCUGAAAUCGUGMGGGCAUCGAGCCUGACAAACCUGCAGGGGCUGAUGGAACACGUGAGAGACAAUUCSUGCAAGUGGAAGCCCAUCUAUGACUCGGUGAGACCCCACGAGGAGGAGUUCCCCGAUUCCUGGGGCGCCCUGACGGGCUUGGAUCGCAUGGUGAUCCUGCGGUGUCUGCGCCCCGACAAAAUCAUCCCCGCCGUGCAGAUCUUCAUUGUGGACAACAUGGGGAGAACCUUCAUUGAACCACCCACGUUUGAUCUUGGGAGAAGUUACAGUGACUCAAACUGCUGUGCCCCUUUGAUUUUUAUAUUGUCACCGGGUGCUGAUCCUAUGGCAGGUCUGCUGAAAUUUGCUGAUGAUGUGAACAUGGGAAGCACAAGCAUUCAAACGGUUUCGCUUGGCCAGGGCCAGGGCCCAAUAGCAGAAAAAAUGAUUUACCAGGCAAUUACUGAUGGAACCUGGGUGGUGCUGCAAAACUGCCACCUUGCAACCAGCUGGAUGCCUGCCUUGGAAAAAAUCUGUGAGGARGUGAUAGUGCCUGAGAAUACCAAUGACAAUUUCAGGUUGUGGUUAACGAGUUACCCAUCAGAUAAAUUUCCUGUGAGUAUCCUGCAGAAUGGCAUCAAAAUGACCAAUGAGCCUCCCAAGGGUGUGAGAGUGAACCUCCUUCGUUCAUACCUGAACGAUCCCAUCUCCGACCCCGUGUUCUUCAGGAGCUGCCAAAAGCCAAAAAUGUGGCAAAAACUGCUUUUUGGCCUUUGCUUUUUUCAUGCUGUUGUGCAGGAAAGGAGAAACUUUGGCCCACUGGGUUGGAAUAUUCCCUACGAGUUCAACGAGUCUGACCUCAGGAUCAGCAUGCAGCAGAUCCAGAUGUUUCUGAAUGAAUAUGAAGAAAUCCCCUUUGAAGCUCUGACCUAUCUGACAGGGGAGUGUAACUAUGGAGGCAGAGUGACAGAUGAUAAAGACAGGCGCCUGCUGCUGUCCCUGCUCUCCAUCGUGUACAACAAGGACAUCGAGCAGGAGAGGUACAUGCUGGCAGCUGGAGGGGACUACUACAUUCCACCACAUGGCCCAUAUGAGUCUUACCUUGAAUACAUACGAAGUUUGCCAAUCACAACACACCCUGAAGUGUUUGGCCUUCAUGAAAAUGCAGACAUCACCAAGGAUAACCAGGAGACGAACCAGCUUUUCGAUGCAGUGCUCCUGACUUUGCCUAGACAAGCAGGGGGAGCUGGCAAAUCCCCUCAGGAAGUUGUUGACGAGUUGGCACAGGACAUCCUGUCCAAGCUACCAAACAGCUUUGACAUGGAAGAGGUGAUGAAGGCAUAUCCAGUGCUUUAUGAAGAGUCCAUGAAUACAGUGCUUAGGCAAGAACUCAUUCGAUUCAACAGGYUGACUGAAGUUGUUCGGAGCAGCCUCAUCAAUAUAGGCAAGGCCAUUAAAGGCCAAGUGUUGAUGUCUUCUGAGCUUGAAGAUGUUUUCAACAGCAUGCUCAUGGGAAAAGUGCCAUCCAUGUGGGCUGCCAAAUCCUACCCAUCCCUGAAGCCUCUGGGAAGUUACGUGUCCGAUCUCCUCUGUCGUUUGGAAUUCUUCCAGGAUUGGGUUGACAAUGGGUCACCCACAGUCUUUUGGCUCUCAGGAUUYUUCUUCACUCAGUCUUUUCUGACUGGUGUUUUACAAAACUUUGCCAGAAAAUACACCAUCCCMAUCGACCACAUUGGAUUUGAAUUUGAGGUGAUGAAACAGGAGGACACAAUGGAGAAAAUGCCAGAAGAUGGGGCUUAUGUGAAAGGUCUUUUUUUGGAAGGUGCACGAUGGGAUAGAGAAUCCUCAGUAAUUGGAGAAUCACUACCAAAAAUCCUUUACGAUCCUUUGCCCAUAAUAUGGCUGAAACCUGGAGAAAGUUCCAAAUUCCUUCAUCUGAACAUCUAUUCAUGCCCUGUGUACAAGACAAGUGAAAGAAGAGGUGUUUUAUCCACCACUGGGCACUCMACCAACUACGUGCUGUCGAUUGAGCUCCCUUCAGACAAACCCCAGAAGCACUGGAUCAACCGAGGCGUGGCAGCCCUGUGCCAGCUGGACGACUGACAGGGCAGGGCUGAAACUCUAAAGAUCUGCUUUACCCCUCCAUGGCUGCAUGUUGUUCUUUUUAUGAAAUGGGGCCUAAAGAGGUUUGAUGCUGAUUUGAAUGGGAAUCUACUUCACAAAUCUUGCAAAUAAGAUGGUGGAUUUGUUUACCACUUCAGUGUCCCAGGAGUGUGCAGGAUGAGGAGGGAGGAGAUGAGAAUAUUCUGUUGUCAACAUUUGAAACCAACCCUUCAGUCCUCAGGUAGAAUGAACUACCAGAGCUCUAUCAUAAAACCAUAGCCAUUCCUUGAUGAUGUGUGUCAGAAUUUCCAUGGAAAUUCUAGCACAUGUGUUGGGAGCCUGCCUGUUCUCAGAACAGUAUGUUUGUGCUGUCAUUUUGUCACUUUUUGUUUUUCAGUAUUAUUAGCUACAUCUUCAGGUACCUGGUACAUGGAGCUGUUUUCUUCCUCCAUUUACAGCCCCACACAGACACUCACAC
Messenger RNA from Malurus melanocephalus (red-backed fairy wren), 12818 nucleotides. RefSeq names its product dynein axonemal heavy chain 3 (gene DNAH3). Bases 170 to 12340 code for a protein of 4056 amino acids. NCBI's taxonomy places the organism in Eukaryota, Metazoa, Chordata, Aves, Passeriformes, Maluridae. The record is from RefSeq and is a predicted model, not a curated record. Gene Ontology annotation, cellular component: dynein complex. The transcript has 60 exons. Gene Ontology annotation, molecular function: ATP hydrolysis activity; dynein intermediate chain binding; ATP binding. Gene Ontology annotation, biological process: microtubule-based movement.